AUGAAGUUCACUGGCUUGACCGUUUCACUCGCCCUUGCUGGCUUGGGCUACUCCGCCGCUCUUCCCGUCCCCAAUAAUGCGGAGGGUACCGUUCCUGGCAUUGAGAGUGCUGUUGGCGGUCUCACAGGUGCCGCUGCCGGCUUUGUUGCGCCUAUCACCUCUACCGCUGGAGGCCUGGCUGGCGCCAUCAAGCGUGACGGUACUGCUCCCCUGGGUGAGACUGUUAAGAGCGUCCCAAGCCUUGCAAACGGCGCUGUUGCCAUUGCUGGUGGUGCUGUUGGUACCGGCGAGAGCCUCGUCUCUGGUGUCGCUGGUACUGCCGAGAACGCCGUUCCUGGUGCCAGUCCAGCUGCGAAGCGUCAGCUCAAUAACGACCUCAUUGGCAGCACUCUGGGAAGCGCCAUUCCAGCCAUUAUUAAGGAAACCAAAGCUGGCGGCCUGACUGGUGCCGUCAAGCGCGAUGAAACUGUCCCAGGCCUUGCCAACAGCGCUGUUGGAAUUGCUGGUAGUGCUGUUGGGACUGGCGAGAGUCUCGCCUCUGGUGUCGCUGGUACUGCCGAGAAUGCAGUUUCUGGCGCGGCUGGGAAGCGUCAGCUCAACAACGACGUCAUUGGCAGCACUCUGGGAAGCGCUAUUCCAGCCAUUAUUCAGGAAACCAAAGCUGGCGGCUUGGGUGGUGCCGUCAAGCGCGAUGGAACUGCCGGACUUGGUGAUACCAUCGACACUAUUCCAAGCCUUGCCAACAGCGCUGUUGGAAUUGCUGGUAAUGCUGUUGGUACUGCAGGGAACGCUGUUGGCCAUGCUUAA
Penicillium crustosum is the source of this 807-nucleotide messenger RNA. RefSeq lists its product as uncharacterized. The record is from RefSeq and is a predicted model, not a curated record. Bases 1 to 807 code for a protein of 268 amino acids. Lineage: Eukaryota; Fungi; Ascomycota; Eurotiomycetes; Eurotiales; Aspergillaceae. The transcript has a single exon.